CAAUUCUUUACGUCAUUUGAUAUUUUUUGUAUUUACACAAAAACACGUUUCUUAAAAGAUUUCCCCUCGUUAUACAUCCUCAUACAUCUCUCUGUACUUUAAAAAUCUUGAUUUUGGAUUGAUCCCUUGCUUUGAACUUUCAACUUCAACUUAUUCCUCAAUUAACCUUUAUCCCUUUAAAUCUGAUUUUAAACACGUCUCUCUUUACUUCAAAGACAUCAAAUAACUUAUAACUCAAGAUGCAUUCUCUUCAUAUCUUGGUUUUCUUUCCCACCGUAACUUUCGCUCAACUUCAAUUCAUCUCUCGUGAUCCAAUUGUCAAUGGCAACAUCACUACUAUUCCAACGUGUGCUGUGACCUGUUCACUUCAGGUAGCUUCAAGAACAAGAUGUAGCGAUCCUUCUGACUCUUCAUGCUCAUGUACUGAUCCAGUCUUUCGAAAAGAAGUACUCGCUUGUUACCACAGACAAUGCGAUGAAGUUAACCUUGAAUUGUCAAUCAAAUUCGCCAACGACACCUGUGCCAAAGCUAGUCAAUCUAAUCUCAACGACACCAUCGUUUCUAAUACUUCUAGUACGGACAAUUCUACAACUUAUUCUCCUACCAAUUCUGUGAACAUUAGUGAUCCUCUUAGUGUGGGUAAUGUUACGGGUAACCUUACUGGUGUGAAGAAUGGUGAUUUGGUUAGCAACUUUAGUGUUUCGAAUACUUAUACUCAACCUAUUAGUGAUUCUAGUCGUCUUAAUGAUUCAACUAUCACUUCUGCUUCUUCAAGUACCACAUUGAAAACCUACACAUCUAGUACUCUUAUGUUCAGUUCUAUUCUUUGCUUUACCAUGUUUUUAUACAAUACAUAUAUUUGAUUUGGUUUAAUUUGAUGUGAAUAAAUCAAGUUUGAGAUGAUCAAAAACUGGUAUACAUAAAUCAUCUUACUUAUUCAUUUUCCUUUUUGUUUGACUACUUUGGAUUUUCUUUUUUUAUCAUUCGAAUUUUCUAACCUUUUUUUUUCCUUCUUACAUUCUCUCAUUUUUAUUUAUUUAUUUUUUAUGAUUUUGAUAAUAUCAAUCAUUUUCUUACUUUUAAAAAUUUCAUUUUUUUUAUACCUCUAGCAUUGCAUAAGGAUUUUUACCUUUUAUAUAUAUAUAUUAGUGUAAUUCAAAAGAUUGGUUUCUUUCAAAUACAUAGGAUCUUUAUCAAUCGUCUUUU
Melampsora larici-populina 98AG31 is the source of this 1206-nucleotide messenger RNA. RefSeq lists its product as uncharacterized. The record is from RefSeq and is a predicted model, not a curated record. The transcript is spliced from 7 exons. NCBI's taxonomy places the organism in Eukaryota, Fungi, Basidiomycota, Pucciniomycetes, Pucciniales, Melampsoraceae. The coding region runs from base 240 to 863 and encodes 207 amino acids.